Molecule: messenger RNA, 2150 nt
Organism: Branchiostoma belcheri (Belcher's lancelet)
Lineage: Eukaryota; Metazoa; Chordata; Leptocardii; Amphioxiformes; Branchiostomatidae
Product: COPII coat assembly protein sec16-like
Exons: 13
Coding region: 175-2055 (626 amino acids)
Source: RefSeq, a predicted model, not a curated record
UAGUAUGACGUCAUUGGCCGCCAUCUUUAAAUCUCCGACGAGAAAGAAGAAGUCGGCACUAAAAAUACGCUCCGAAGAAUCGACAAAAAAAGAUAAUUGAUCCUUUGAAGUUUUGAGUUUGAAUUGAAAGAGUUGUGAAGAAAAGGUUGCUCUGCCUGUACAAGACAGACCACCAUGGCUGAAGUCAGCGUAGAGAACAGUGCAAUGUUACCCAAGGUGGAGUUAGACUCCUCUCUGACUGGUGAUGACAUCCUAGCCUUGGCUACAGCAUGCUAUGAAAGAGAAGGUUCCUGUUCGACAACUGACAGUCCUUCCGCUUGGCCUGAGGCUGCCCCUGUCGGAGGUACCCAGUACUCAGCUAACUUCUCAGUCAUGGACAUGAAGAACAUCUGGGGAGGGGGAGGGGAGCAGGCCUCGGCUGCUGGACCACUGUUCUUUGGACUUGUUCCUGGGACAAACUGCUCUAAUGACCUGCCAUCUGAUACCCAGGCUGAAAGUGCCCACCUGGCUGGAGACUGGCCUUCCUCCAUCCCACAGAGCAUUUCCCCCAUCCCCCACCAGGGCAAUGUGGUCAAUACCUCACCCCCCUCUACCAGCCCACAGGCCCCUGUACCCACACGUACUGACUCACAACAACUCGAGUCACCCACAGGCAUCGUCCAACAAACGAACUACAGCUUCAACAUCGCGACCUCCAACCUCAACAUCACCAACAUGCAGUCUCAGCAAGUCUCCGGAGGAAGCAAGCUGUCCCCCAACGCUUCAGCCUUCAACACUGCAGUGGCGCCCCCUAGCUACAGUAUGGCAAAGUGCAGCAGCCAGCCUAUGGUGAAGAGUCAGGGCAGUGCCGGAUGGCAGCAGCAGAAACCACACGGCCCACCCCCCUACUCAAGGUCCCGUCCGCCCACAGUGAGCCACCAUGGAGCCCAGUACCAGCUGGAGCCCAACGCUCGCAACGUGCCCAACGGAACCGGCCACCAGCAGUUUAACGUGAACCUCAGCGGCUACGGACGCUCUCAGAACAUGCCUUCCAGUCGCCACGGCAACUCGCCCUACCUCCAGCCCCCUGGCGAGGGCGGGCAGUACUCCAAGACGAUCCGUCCUCCGAAGCGCGUUUCGCCGAACAGCCGCCCGUACUACCCCCUACAGCCGCAGUAUAACACCCAGAGCACCAUCCACUAUGGCAACACCGCGCCGCCCAGCCACUCCAACUACCCUCCCAACGUCUUUCCCUUCUCAAACGGCUAUCACAACAACUCUGCUCCCCCCAGCAGCUUUCCUUCCACAUCCCAGCCACCCUUCAAGCGGCUACGUGGCGGGGAGGUCCCGUAUCUGCGAGUGAACACCAACACCCCCAACUCCAGCCCUUCCAGCAACCCAAACACCCCACCGUACCGAUCGGCAGCGGCGAUCUCGCCUGUCAUGGCGGCUAAGGAAGCCCCCGCGCCCGUCUGCAUGUCACUUAAGAUCGUAGAGAAGAUCGUGGUGGAAGGAUCGUACGCCUUCAAGUCUCAUGCCAUCUUCCCGCUCCUGCGAGACCUUUUCAUCACAUGGAGGGACUGUGACAAGAUGGCUGUGCCGACUGCCCUGUUCUCAGCCCUGCCACAAGACUUUGACACCCUCCUGCAGAACUUCCUGAAGUCCCACCCUCCCCCUGUAGUCACGGUAACAGACGCUGCAGACCUCACCCCUGCAGUGGAGAGGGUCAUCCAUGACGCAGCCAGGUGUGCCCAUAAAGCCUUGCUCCAGAAGCUUACCAGACGCCCCCCCUCGGCGACUGUCAGCCCCCUGGGCCACCCGCCUGCCCCCCUCCCCACCACCCGGGUGCACCAGGCACCCCCUGCCAGACAGGAGGAGGUCUACACCGCCAUACAGGAGUUCUGUGACAGGUUUGAGAAGGCGACCAAAGAACAGCAACUGAGUCCGGUGACGUCAUCAGGAAUACAGGAGAUGGAACCGUCACCGAUCGCUCUGGUUAACAGCCCAGCCGACCUGGGAGACACCAGCGGCCUACCGGAGCCAGAGAGCUGCUCGGCUGGAGGUGGAGGGCAGUGAGAACAGUGAUGGGUACGAAAUACGGAAUAUGGGGCUUUUAUGACCACAUUCUCAACAACAGUAGAUGACUGAUAAUAAGGACAAUAUCUACAUAU